AUGAGUUUUGACCUUGGACCACUUUCUUUGAGGUUGAAAGCUUAUUCAGUCUCCAGUAACAAACGGCUUGUGGCCUUAGUACCAAAUGAGACACCAUUCAAUACCAGACGAGCCUACACAAGUGAAGAUGAAGCCUGGAAAUCGUACCUGGAAAAUCCCCUAACAGCAGCUACCAAGGCUAUGAUGAGCAUAAAUGGAGAUGAGGACAGUGCUGCUGCUCUCGGCCUAUUGUAUGAUUACUAUAAAGUUCCCAGAGAUAAAAGGCUGUUGUCUGUUAACAAAGUGAGUGACAGUCAAGAAGACCAAGAUAAAAGAAAUUGUCUUGGUACUAAUGAAGCUCAGAGUAAUUUGAGUGGAGGAGAGAACAGAGUUCAAGUCCUGAAGACAGUACCAGUUAAUCUCUCCUUAAACCAAGAACAUCUGGAGUCUUCCAAAAGGGAGUACAGCACAAAUGUAUCUGGGAGCCCAACGCCAAUCUCAGUGACUGGAGUUACUGUGGUAAAGGCAGAAGAGUUCACACCAGUUUUUAUGGCCCCGCAAGUGCAUUAUGUUAGGGGUGAAAAUGAGGAGCACCGGGGGGUUAUCUUUGAACAGACUCAGUAUGAAGUGCCCAACAUUGCCCCCCAUACAAACUAUCUCAAAGAUGACCAGCGUAGUACUCCUGAUAGUACUUACAGUGACACUUUCAAAGAUGGGGGAACAGAAAAGUACCGCAGUGCAUCAGUAGGGGCUGAGGAAUACAUUUACGAACAAACAGCAAGCAGCACUUUUCAGUAUACUCUAGAAGCUACCAAAUCUCUGCGUCAAAAGCAAGGGGAAGGACCGAUGACCUAUUUGAACAAAGGACAGUUUUAUGCCAUUACUCUGAGCGAGACGGGUGACAACAAGUGUUUCCGACAUCCCAUCAGCAAAGUCAGGAGUGUGGUCAUGGUUGUAUUCAGUGAAGAUAAAAACCGAGAGGAACAGCUGAAGUAUUGGAAAUACUGGCAUUCUCGGCAACACACAGCUAAACAGAGGGUCCUUGACAUCGCUGACUACAAGGAGAGCUUUAACACCAUUGGGAAUAUUGAAGAAAUUGCAUACAAUGCUGUGUCCUUUACUUGGGACGUCAAUGACGAAGCCAAGAUUUUCAUCACGGUGAAUUGCCUGAGCACGGAUUUCUCCUCACAAAAAGGAGUGAAGGGGCUUCCUUUGAUGAUUCAGAUAGACACAUACAGCUACAAUAAUCGCAGCAAUAAACCCAUCCACCGGGCCUACUGCCAGAUCAAGGUCUUCUGUGACAAAGGAGCAGAAAGGAAAAUCCGUGAUGAAGAGAGGAAGCAGAACAGGAAGAAAGGGAAAGGCCAAGCAUCACAAGCCUCAUGCAAUAACUCAGCUGAAGGGAAAUUGUCUGCUCUCCCUCUGCAAAAAAAGAGUGACAUCACCUACUUCAAAACAAUGACUGACCUGGAUUCUCAGCCAGUUCUCUUCAUACCAGAUAUUCACUUUGGAAACCUACAAAGGACUGGACAGGUUUGCUAUAACAUAGACGACGAGAGAGAAGGUAGCAGCAUCCUGGUUAAAAGGAUGUUCCGGCCUGUGGAGGAGGAGUUUGGCCCGUCGCCUUUGAAACAAAUGAAAGAAGAAGGACUGAAAAGAGUGCUUCUGUAUGUGAGGAAAGAGACUGAUGAAGUGUUUGAUGCUUUGAUGCUAAAGUCACCCACAGUGAAGGGGCUAAUGGAAGCGAUAUCUGAGAAAUAUGGGCUUCCAGUAGAAAAGAUUGCAAAACUUUACAAGAAAAGCAAAAAGGGAAUCUUGGUAAACAUGGAUGAUAACAUCAUUGAGCACUACUCCAACGAGGACACUUUCAUCCUGAACAUGGAGAGCACCGUGGAAGGCUUCAAGAUCAUGCUGACUGAGAUCUAG
Molecule: messenger RNA, 1905 nt
Organism: Emys orbicularis (European pond turtle)
Lineage: Eukaryota; Metazoa; Chordata; Testudines; Emydidae
Gene: GRHL2
Product: grainyhead like transcription factor 2
Exons: 17
Coding region: 1-1905 (634 amino acids)
Biological process (GO): neural tube development; regulation of transcription by RNA polymerase II; brain development
Cellular component (GO): nucleus
Molecular function (GO): DNA-binding transcription activator activity, RNA polymerase II-specific; RNA polymerase II cis-regulatory region sequence-specific DNA binding
Source: RefSeq, a predicted model, not a curated record